AUGAACUUACUUCGGUUAUUACUGAUUUUUACCGCCUUCAUUACUUCGGCUACGGCAUUAAGUUUUAUUGUCACCUCGAAAAUCUAUAUGGAUGUAAAACAUCAUAAGAAACCGUUGGGACGUAUAAUAUUCGGUUUAUUUGGCAAGCGUGCUCCAAAGGCUACAACAAAUUUCCGUCAUAUUUGCACAAGGGGAAUUAAUGGCACCACUUAUGUUGGUUCGGAAUUUCAUCGAGUCAUUAAUCGUUUCAUUAUUCAGGGUGGUGAUAUUGUAAAUCAUGAUGGCACCGGUUCCAUUAGUAUUUAUGGUGAUUAUUUCGAAGACGAAGCAUUGGAUAUUGAACAUUUGAGACCUGGCUAUUUGGGUAUGGCAAAUCGUGGUCCCGAUACAAAUGGUUGUCAAUUUUAUGUUACCACAGUGGCGGCUCGUUGGUUGGAUGGUAAACAUACGGUGUUUGGAAAGGUGUUGGAGGGUAUGGAUGUUGUGCAUGCCAUUGAUGAUGUGAAAACAGAUAGAGAUGAUCAUCCCAUACAUCCGGUUAUUAUAACAAAUUGCGGUGAAAUACCUAUUGAACCAUAUGAAUAUUAUCCGGAUGAUUUUAGUGUUUGGGGUUGGAUCAAAUCGGCCGGAAUACCAGUUGCCAGUUCUUUUGUUAUACUAAUAGUUUUUCAUUAUUUCUUCCGACAGCUAAAUAUGUAUUGUUAA
Molecule: messenger RNA, 705 nt
Organism: Musca vetustissima
Lineage: Eukaryota; Metazoa; Arthropoda; Insecta; Diptera; Muscidae
Gene: ninaA
Product: peptidyl-prolyl cis-trans isomerase, rhodopsin-specific isozyme
Exons: 3
Coding region: 1-705 (234 amino acids)
Biological process (GO): protein folding; protein peptidyl-prolyl isomerization
Cellular component (GO): intracellular membrane-bounded organelle
Molecular function (GO): peptidyl-prolyl cis-trans isomerase activity
Source: RefSeq, a predicted model, not a curated record